Molecule: messenger RNA, 1191 nt
Organism: Sorghum bicolor (sorghum)
Lineage: Eukaryota; Viridiplantae; Streptophyta; Magnoliopsida; Poales; Poaceae
Product: GDSL esterase/lipase At4g10955
Exons: 2
Coding region: 1-1191 (396 amino acids)
Source: RefSeq, a predicted model, not a curated record
AUGGGCCGUUCAUAUGACCGGGAUAAUUUCUACGUCUAUGGACCAACGGAUCUGACUCAAAUCGAGGUUGACUGGAACAAUGAGGAGCACCGCCGGUGCAUCACCGCCUGUCUUGUUAAAGGCACUUACAUUCUGGAGAGCGAGCAUCAAAUCAGGCGGAAGGAGGAGGGCAAGGGCAAAUUCGCGGCAGCGUGGUGGGAGAACUUCCACUUCCGCCUCCAUCAUGUGCUUCAGUCUGAGUGCAACUGCGUCUGCUGCAAGAUCCGCCGCCGACUGGAGUUGUCGGACCAAAGCACCAUCAGGUCGUUCGUGUACGGAGCUAUCUUCGAAUACGUGCCCCCAGACGACGUCAAGAACCGCCGCCGCCACCCGUCGGCUCCGCGCUUCGUCGUUGCCUUUCGAGGCACCAUGCCACGAGACGCCACGGCCGUCGGCGACAUGCGACUCAACCUCAUGGUCCUUCUCAACAGGCAGAGGUUCUGUAGCCGCUUCACGGAAGCACGCAAGCACGUUAUCUCCCUCCUCAGCUCCAUUCCUCCUCCUCCACCAGCUGCUGCUGGUGGUAGUGGUGGUCGUGCAGUAGCCGGCGGCGGCACGGCGAACUCGAACUCCGUAGGCGUGUGGCUCGCCGGCCACUCGCUCGGGGCGUCGAUAGCGCUAUACGUGGGGCGGGACAUGGUGACCACAAGAGGGUGCAGUCUCCCAACCUUCCUCUUCAACCCGCCGCAUGUUUCUGCGGCGCCGUUGAUCGACGCCGCCGUCAUGUCGUCGGAGGCGGCGAAGAUGUAUCUGUACAUGUCCAGCUACGUCAUCAAGUGCGUGCUGGGGAUGACUUUUCUGAAAUCCCACAGGAAAGAUAUGGAGAAACUCUUCGAGCAGCUGUCCCCGUGGGUGCCGAACCUGUACGUGCACCGGAAGGACAUCAUCUGCAAGGGCUUCAUCGACUACUUCGAGCAGCGGGAGAAGGCGAAGGAGUUGUCCACCCGCGUGGGCAACUCGGCUGCCACACUGUCGUACCGCGACAUGGUGUACUCUGUGUUCAACAAGCACAGCGGGCGGCAGCACCUCCUACCAUGCGCAGUGUUGUGGAUCUCGCACGGCGACAACCCGCACGCGCUCCGGCAGUGGUGGCGACCCACAGGCCCGGAGCAGGACUUGAGGCGCCAAGAAUACAGCUGGACUUUAAGAUAG